This is a messenger RNA of Vidua macroura (Pin-tailed whydah), 3516 nucleotides long. RefSeq names its product calcium/calmodulin dependent protein kinase II delta (gene CAMK2D). Gene Ontology annotation, molecular function: calcium/calmodulin-dependent protein kinase activity; ATP binding; calmodulin binding. Lineage: Eukaryota; Metazoa; Chordata; Aves; Passeriformes; Viduidae. Gene Ontology annotation, cellular component: neuron projection; cytoplasm. Bases 1493 to 3238 code for a protein of 581 amino acids. The record is from RefSeq and is a predicted model, not a curated record. The transcript has 35 exons. Gene Ontology annotation, biological process: protein phosphorylation.
CUGUGGGGGCAGAGCGCCAUUUUGUGUGAGGCUAUCUCUGAAGAAAGGACUGUUCCUUUGCUGACUGUUGAUGUGCACUAUACCCAAGUACUGGAAGAAGUACCUGUACACUCCCAGAUUAACACAGGUUCCUUUUGUCAUCUGCCUUUAAAGCCAGUGAAUAUUCAUCAGUGACGUUGAGGUAAAGAAAAAGGCUGCAUGAUUAAUUCUGCUUUCAACACUGGAUGUGAAAGUCUGCUUAGAAAGCCUCUGUGUGGAAUGGCAGCAGAGAAGAGCAAGAAGUGCCUGCUUUUUGUGAGGAAGAACACACUGUGCUGUUUCCCCUGCCACAGCCACAGAGCCCUCACCAGCAGUUACUCAACUCCUUAGUCUGUGAGUGUGCCAAGAUCCAGCAGUUACCCAGCCCUCAGAUAAUUCUUUAUGUAUGAAGAUGUGCAUAGAUUGAGACCAAACACAAAAAACUUCCUAGUCCAGGUGUUGCUCUCCAACAAAGCAUUACUCAUCUCAGACUAAAGCAGAGGCUUGGCAGUGUGGGAGCGAGGAGAAUCCAGGUACAACAUGAAAGCAGCACCUUAAUGCAGCAAAAGCCCCAGGCAGCUCCUCAGGGUUUGGAGGUGUGGAGUGCAAUAGCCAAGGGAAUGAGUUGGGACAGGCGAAGUUGCCCUGCAUUCUCCUCCACCACGUGUGGUAGCAAAGAAGGGAUUGACACUGACACUGAUGGGAAGAAGAUACUGUCGUGCUUUGCCCAAAAAUGAGACAGAACAUUUUCUUUCCUCCUGAGGAAUAUGCACUGGAAACAGGCAAAAGCUGAGAUUAGGAAGGUGAUGAAAGAAACAAUACAACCAGAAUCCUAUCUCCACAACGUGAAGCAAAGAAGAAAUCUUACAUCACGGUUAAACUCAUUUUUCUGCCGAUGAUGGAUGAAGGCAACCCAAGACUUUCUUCAUGCUGAAUCAGCCACAAAUGGAAAAGGUGGUGAGACCACCUGGGUUGUGAAUAGCACCAUCAUUGUACAUGAGCAGCGUGGGGCUCUUUGUGUAUCCUGCAGGGAGGACAUACAACUGUAGGACAAGUACAGAGGGCUGAAGGACAACUAUGUCAACAAGGAAGCAACGCAGGAACAGAAAUCUGAAUCAAUAUUCAGUCAGACCCUUUAAUAAUGUAGCUCAUUUUGUACCGAUUGUUUUCUGCACCUUUUGCAUUGCCUGCCUGCAGUGAUGGUACAUCUACUGCAAUUCCCUGUGUAUCCUGGUGAUCCUUGUUUUUCCCAAGAUAAGGCAACCCAAGCCUUCUUGUUGGGUGAGGGGAGGGGAGAGGGAAGACCGGAGGAGGGCGCGGAGGCAACGCCGUCACCAGAGGAGGCGGUGGCGGGGAAGAGGAGGAGAAGAAGCCGGCGCGGAGCCUCGCCUCACCUCGUCUCGCCUCACAGCCCCUCCGCCGUCCCCGCCUCGCCGUCCACGGCCGCCGGAGUCACCGGCGGCCGCCCGUCCUCAUGAUGGCCUCGACCACCUGCACACGCUUCACCGACGAGUACCAGCUCUUCGAGGAGCUCGGAAAAGGGGCGUUCUCCAUCGUGAGGAGGUGUAUGAAAAUCACCACAGGACAAGAGUACGCUGCCAAAAUUAUCAACACCAAAAAGCUUUCAGCUAGGGAUCACCAGAAACUGGAGAGAGAAGCUAGAAUCUGUCGCCUCCUGAAGCAUCCUAAUAUAGUGCGGCUCCAUGACAGCAUAUCAGAAGAAGGAUUCCAUUACUUAGUCUUUGACUUAGUCACUGGAGGUGAACUGUUUGAAGAUAUAGUUGCAAGAGAGUAUUAUAGUGAAGCAGAUGCCAGUCAUUGCAUUCAGCAGAUCCUGGAGGCCGUGCUGCACUGCCAUCAGAUGGGCGUGGUCCAUCGCGACCUCAAGCCUGAGAACUUACUUCUAGCUAGCAAAUCCAAGGGAGCGGCAGUCAAACUGGCAGACUUUGGAUUGGCUAUAGAAGUCCAGGGAGAACAACAGGCUUGGUUUGGCUUUGCUGGUACCCCAGGGUACCUUUCUCCAGAAGUGUUACGAAAAGAUCCCUAUGGAAAACCUGUGGAUAUGUGGGCAUGUGGAGUCAUUCUGUACAUCCUCCUGGUGGGAUACCCUCCCUUCUGGGAUGAAGACCAGCACAGGCUUUACCAGCAGAUCAAGGCUGGUGCUUAUGAUUUCCCCUCGCCAGAAUGGGACACAGUGACUCCUGAAGCAAAAGACCUUAUCAAUAAAAUGCUCACCAUCAACCCAGCAAAACGUAUCACAGCAUCAGAAGCACUAAAGCAUCCAUGGAUCUGUCAACGUUCUACUGUUGCCUCUAUGAUGCACAGACAAGAGACUGUAGAUUGCUUGAAGAAAUUCAAUGCAAGAAGAAAACUAAAGGGGGCCAUUUUGACAACAAUGCUGGCUACCAGAAAUUUCUCAGCAGCCAAGAGUUUACUGAAAAAGCCGGAUGGAGUUAAGAAAAGGAAGUCCAGUUCGAGUGUUCAGAUGAUGAUAAACAACAAAACCAACGUGGUAACCAGCCCCAAGGAAAAUAUUCCUACCCCGGCGCUGGAGCCCCAAACUACAGUAAUCCACAACCCUGAUGGAAAUAAGGAAUCAACAGAGAGUUCCAACACAACCAUCGAGGAUGAGGAUGUGAAAGCUCGUAAGCAGGAGAUUAUCAAGGUGACCGAGCAGUUGAUUGAAGCCAUCAACAACGGGGACUUCGAAGCUUACACAAAAAUCUGUGAUCCGGGCCUUACGUCUUUUGAACCUGAAGCUUUGGGUAAUCUGGUAGAAGGGAUGGACUUCCACCGGUUUUACUUCGAAAAUGCUCUGUCCAAAAGCAACAAGCCGAUCCACACGAUCAUCCUGAACCCGCACGUGCACCUGGUGGGCGAGGACGCGGCGUGCAUCGCCUACAUCCGCCUGACGCAGUACAUGGACGGCAGCGGCAUGCCAAAGACUAUGCAGUCCGAGGAGACGCGCGUGUGGCACCGGCGCGACGGCAAGUGGCAGAACGUGCACUUCCACCGCUCGGGCUCGCCCACCGUACCCAUCAACAGAAAAGCAGGACGAAGGAGAGGAAACAACUUGCAGCUUUCCUGGGUCAGGGAAUGCAGAGCUGGACCGGGGCCAAGGCAGCGUAGCUGGAGCAGCGGUGUUGGUGUGGCAGUGAAUGCUAUUCCAGAAAUCGGUUUGAUUUCCAUUUUAACCAUGCUCCUGCAUAAAGCUGUUUGACAGCAGCGGAAUUGCUACUGAUUUCAGGAGAGUACAAGAAGAGACUGUUCUGAGCGGAAGGGAGCCCAGUGCUUUCAUUUAUUCCAUUUUUAAUCAAAUAGAGUUAUGGAAAACCUUCAUGAAUGAAUGAAGCUUCUCAAGUGGACACCUCAAUUCCAAUCAAGUCUUUAUAAAGAAAAAAAAUCACAAACACAAUGAUGAGGACUAACAGAAAAUGGAUAUUGAACAGAACAAAACGCUGGAGAACUGAAGCUAGUUACAAACAGAACACAAUGCUU